UAGUGACUUCCCUUGCAUGGCCGUCGGCUGCUGUAGAAACAAAUUUUGAUACAGAUCAACUCUGGAAAGGAAAAGGAGGUAACAGAUCAGAUACGCAUUUUUUGUGUGUUUCUGCUGGCGGUGGAAAUCAUGCCUAGAGGAAAAGAUGCCACCUCAUUGAAACAGUUAUGUCUUAAGAAUAUUGUUCAGAACUUUGACAGGACAUAUGGAUCUCACUAUGAUAGACAUCUUAGUGAUGUUCCGCGGCUGUUGUAUGUAAUUGGACCUUUUGAAAACUUGCCUGGAGAAUUGUGUCAAGACAUCAUUCACUUGAUUAUACAGCAUCGCAUACUGCAUAGAGCACAUCUUCAUCUGUUGUUGCUGCCACAAGUAACACAUGUUAACUUUAGUGGCGGCUCUACAACCACGGUCUCUGCACUAGCUCUUGAAAUACUGUCCCUUCAAUGCAGGAAUCUGGUGUCCUUGAAUCUUUCCAACUGCCUUUCAUUAUCACCAAGAGCCAUAACACAGUGUGUGACAAAUCUCCCUUUGCUUUCACAAUUGAUACUCAAACGGACCAAAGCAAAUGACAGUGUGAUGAAGAUCAUCGCAACAUCUCUUUCACAGCUAACUCACCUAGAUCUUUUUGCUUGUCCUGUCACCAGCAAGGGUGCAGAAUGGUUGUGUGGUGAUGGUGAAGACUUUGAGCCUGUCUGCACUAAUCUGAUCAAACUGGACAUUAGUGCUACUGAAAUAGACAUUCCAGGGUGCUGCGCUAUAAUUCGAGCAUUCCCCAAACUGCGACAUCUCAGCUUUGCAGACACAAUAGAAGCUGUGGCUGUGCUUCACAGUGGCAAAUAUGACAGAUUGAAAAAAAGAUGUGAAAAUGGUCUAAACAAUACUGAAUCAUCCAGUGCCUCUAUGGUCUUUGCAGAUCAACACCAGCUGCAGAUUCUGCAUGCCACUGCUUUAAAAUGUCGCCAUAUCAGUCCAGAGAGUGUUCAGGUUGCAUGUGUUUACUGCCCUUACGUCCGGGAGGUUUACUUCUAUCAGCAUGCAUCCAACGUUUCACUAAAUUAUCUUGCAUCACUCCAACACCUUGCAGUGCUGGAGGUCACCAGCGACCAGCCUGGGGAGGUAACAUUCCAUGAGGGUUUACUUCCUUUGCUACAUGCUCGGGGUGAAGGAAUGAUUGGCCUGGGACUUUAUGACAUACAGGAUGUGGAUUUAGGGAAGGUGGGCACGAUGUGUCCUUCACUUCAGCGCCUCAAGAUAGUCUCCAUGUUUGAAGAUGGUGAUUUCUCUAGUUCUUUUAUGCUAGCUUCUCAGAUGCAAACAGCCUUCUGUCAUCUAAGAAAACUGACCAUUAUUAUUGGCACCGACAUUACUCGGCUAGACAGAGAAGACAUGCAACAUUUACUUCUAAAUGCAUCGUUGCUAGAGGACUGCCACAUGAUCAAUGUACAGUGUCUCACAGAUGACACCUUAAUCUUGGCUCUUUCACGGCAUGGUUUUCAGUAUUUGCAGGAAAUGCAAUUGGAAGUGUGUAACAGCAUUACCAGUGAAAGUCUUACACAACUUGUCCACAGCAACAACCCUUUGUCCUCACUGUCAAUAAAAAAUUGUGAAAAUGUUACCUACCAGGACUAUCAAGAUUUGAUGAGCCAUGUCUCACAAGCCUGUUUAAACCUGACAAUUAACUGGGAAUGAAUUUCCUAAUUUGUUUCUUGCAGACUGUUGAGUAUUUGGUGUUUGGAGAUAUCAACUAGCUAGUGCAUGUUAAAAAAAAAAUUGAUGAGCAAAUUAUUUAAAUGUUUUAAUAUUUUUUAAUGUUUAUAAAUUAUUGGUCAUUCUUCAGGAACAGAAACCAAUUUUAACUAUGUGAAUUUAUCAGCUCAAAGUUUGCAUAGAGAUUUAAGAAUUUAAGAUUCGAUCAUGCUUUUAACUGUAAUUUUAGACUGUUAGGUAGCCAGUUGAAUCAAGCCAAAAGCAAAUUCAAAGGAAAAAGGUACAGGAAAUUUGAUUAUAAUAAUUUUUAAUACAGCAUGUUUUCUUUUUAUUUAAUUAUAAUCAUGUUAUUGCUGAUCUGCAUGUGCAAGAAAACAAUUUUUAUCUGUCAGCAUUUGCUAAUUUCCGUUAACACCAAAUGACAUUUUGGAUUGCUGGUUCUGAGCACCUUGUGCACUUGAUAAAAGCAUCUUUAAAAAAAUUAAAAUCUAGCCAACAUCAUAACCAUUUUCAAA
Pomacea canaliculata is the source of this 2222-nucleotide messenger RNA. Its product is annotated as dynein regulatory complex subunit 6-like. Bases 130 to 1689 code for a protein of 519 amino acids. Gene Ontology annotation, cellular component: SCF ubiquitin ligase complex. NCBI's taxonomy places the organism in Eukaryota, Metazoa, Mollusca, Gastropoda, Architaenioglossa, Ampullariidae. Gene Ontology annotation, biological process: SCF-dependent proteasomal ubiquitin-dependent protein catabolic process. The record is from RefSeq and is a predicted model, not a curated record. The transcript has 4 exons.